This is a messenger RNA of Paralichthys olivaceus (Japanese flounder), 1501 nucleotides long. The record is from RefSeq and is a predicted model, not a curated record. NCBI's taxonomy places the organism in Eukaryota, Metazoa, Chordata, Actinopteri, Pleuronectiformes, Paralichthyidae.
GGGACACAUGUACUGAAGGUGUCCACUACCUGAGCGGAGGCACCAGAGCAGCCAGACACGGGAAAACAGCCGACAUGAGGACGCACACGCUUCUGUCCCUAACCCUGCUGGGCCUGCUGCUGUGGGCCUCCUGCACCCAGGCCAACGACUCAGAGGAGAACAGUGACUCAGAGACAGAAACACCAGAGGAGAGAGAUGAAGAAGCUGCAGGAGAGUCAGAGGAGGAGGAGAAGAAAGAGAAAACAACAGAGAUAGAGGAGGAGAAAGAUGUGAUGGUUCUCCACAUCAACAACUUUGACAGAGCUCUGAGCGAGAACCAGUUUCUACUGGUCGAAUUCUAUGCCCCCUGGUGUGGUCACUGCAAGCGUCUGGAGCCGGUGUACGCAGAGGCUGCUGGGAAACUGAAGGAGGAGGAAGCCACGAUGUGUUUGGCCAAAGUGGACGCCAUGGAGGAGAAGGAGCUGGCUGAGGAGUUUGACAUCGGAGGUUUCCCCUCUCUCAAGCUGUUCAUCAACGGAGGCCGCAAGCAGCCUGUCGACUUCACUGAGAGUGCUCAACCGACUACUGCAGAUAAGAUCUUCACCUCGAGCAUCCUCCUGCACACCCUGCUGUUCAUCAACUCCACCGUGGAGAGUCAGGCGGCUCUGCUCGACGCAAGCAGGCCCGUUGCCAAAGAGUUCAAGGGCAAGAUGCUGUUUAUUGUAAUCGACGUGACAGACGCCAUGUCUCAUGUGCUGACAUACUUUGGCGUGUCCGAGACCGACGCCCCCACCGUUCGCAUCAUCAACAUGGAGACAGGAAAGAAGUUCAACAUCGACACCAGUGACCUCAGUGCAAACUCACUGCGACGCUUGUGCCAGGAGGUCGUGGAAGGCACUGCCGAGCCGUACUAUCGCACAGAGGAGGUCCCAGAGGACUGGAACAAAGGACCUGUCACAGUCCUGGUGGGGAAGAAUUUUGAAUCUGUUGCUCUGGACACGACCAAAAACGUCUUUGUGGAGUUUUAUGCUCCAUGGUGUGGACACUGUAAGGAGCUGGCUCCCAUCUGGGAACAGCUGGGUGAGAAGUACGCUGACCACGACGACAUUGUCAUCGCCAAGAUGGACGCUUCAGCCAAUGAGCUAGAGUCAGUCACUAUUCAAGGAUUCCCCACGCUCAAAUAUUUCCCAGCCGGCGGCAAAGAGGUCGUCGAAUACACAGGAAAGAGAGACCUGGAGACUUUCUCUGAGUUCCUGGACAAUGGAGGAGUGUUACCUGAGGAGGAAAGUAAAGAUGAGGAGGAUGAAGAGGAUGAGGAAGAUGUGGAUGUGGAUGUGGAUGUGGAUGUGGAUGUGGAUGUGGAUGAUGAUGACGAUGAUAAGGAGGGUGACAAGGACGCUGACGACUCCGCAGAGGUGCCGACCAACACAACAACUAAAGAUGAGCUAUGAUGUCACUUUGAGCCAAUCAGAGUCCACAUUGCAUCUUCCAGUUUUCUUAAUAAAAUGAAUUUGGGUUUAAA